Phyllopteryx taeniolatus (common seadragon) is the source of this 1179-nucleotide messenger RNA. RefSeq names its product IFI30 lysosomal thiol reductase a (gene ifi30a). The coding region runs from base 114 to 872 and encodes 252 amino acids. The record is from RefSeq and is a predicted model, not a curated record. Gene Ontology annotation, cellular component: lysosome. Gene Ontology annotation, molecular function: oxidoreductase activity, acting on a sulfur group of donors, disulfide as acceptor. NCBI's taxonomy places the organism in Eukaryota, Metazoa, Chordata, Actinopteri, Syngnathiformes, Syngnathidae. The transcript has 7 exons.
GCCAAUCAAAGAUGGCAGAGCCAAAAACAAGGAAACGCUCGCCGAGCUCUUGCAGAAGUUGUCACGACGUGCUUUCAGUAAACUUGACUUAGUUUACAGUGUAGUGUUGGAAGAUGAAGGUGGCUUUUCUGCUUAUAUUGACAUUUAUCAUAUACUUUAAAUCCAGAUGUAUCGCUCUGUCUUCGUCAUGUCCUCACCCUCCGUCACAGUGGUGCUCGUCUCCAAAAUCAGCUGCCCAGUGCGGGGUGUUGCAACGGUGUCUCCAUGGCAACUUGACCAGAUCACGUCAGGCAGCAGAAGCUGUCCAGUUGGCUGUCUACUAUGAGAGUCUGUGUCCCGACUGCAUAAUGUAUCUCACGCAGGUGCUGUACCCCACAUGGGUGCUGCUGCAGGACAUCCUGUCUGUCCAACUGGUUGCCUUUGGCAAUGCACAGGAGACACCCAGUGGGAGCAAGUAUGUAUUUAAGUGUCAGCAUGGAGAACAGGAGUGCCUUGGCAACAUGAUUCAGACAUGUUUACUGAACAUGAGUGACAAUGCGUUCCUCAUCAUCUUCUGUAUGGAGGCCUCCACUGAUGUCAUUGCAGCUGCCAAGAUUUGUGUUCAUCUGUACAGUCCUGAGUUGAGCUGGGAGCGCCUCAUGAGCUGCGUGACUGGAGAUGUGGGAAACCAGCUGUUGCAUCAGAACGCCUUGAGGACCGAAGCUCUGGAUCCUCCACACCAGUCUGUACCCUGGGUGACCAUUAAUGGGGAGCACACAGAUGACCUGCAGAAGAAAGCCACAACUUCUCUCUUCCCUCUGGUCUGCAGCAUAUACAAGGGCAUCAAACCUGUGGUCUGUGGAGGUGGCGGCCACAGACAGAGAGAGAUCUAACAUAGCUUCGCAAUGAGUGCCCAAUAGUUCAGGUGUGGCCACAAUGUGAGCUGUUUGAGCAUUUAGCCAAUAUCCAUGAUAUCCAGCUUAAGGUUCAUGUACUACUUCACUGAACAAAAAUAAAAUACAGACUUGUUUUUUUGCUCCCAGUUUUCACGAGCUGAACGCAAAGAAAUAAGACUUUCUGUGUUCACAAAAGGCCUAGUGCUCUCACAUAUUGUUCAUAAAUCUAAAUUUGUGUCUCCUCUGCCCUGACAAUCCAUCCAUGAAAACUAGUGUCUUGCAAAUAAAUGUUCAAGCGACUUCA